This is a messenger RNA of Sus scrofa (pig), 4266 nucleotides long. RefSeq names its product tonsoku like, DNA repair protein (gene TONSL). The record is from RefSeq and is a predicted model, not a curated record. Gene Ontology annotation, molecular function: protein binding. NCBI's taxonomy places the organism in Eukaryota, Metazoa, Chordata, Mammalia, Artiodactyla, Suidae. Gene Ontology annotation, cellular component: nuclear replication fork. Gene Ontology annotation, biological process: double-strand break repair via homologous recombination; replication fork processing.
CGCGCGGCGCCCCAGUGGGAGGGACCGCCGCCAAGGCGCGAGAACGCGGGAAGUCUGGAGCCCCUGGCGCCGCUGCCGGAAUAUGAGUCUAGACCGCGAGCUUCGCCAGCUGAGCAAGGCCAAGGCUAAGGCGCAGAGGAGCGGGCAGCUGCGGGAGGAGGCUAAUCUCUGUCACCAGCUAGGGGAGCUCCUGGCCAGCCAUGGCCGAUACGCCGAAGCCUUGCGAGAGCACCAGCAAGAGCUGCAGCUCCUGGAGACCGCCGGCGACCCCCUGGGCUGCGCGGUGGCCCACCGCAAGAUUGGGGAGCGGCUGGCGGAGAUGGAGAACUUCACCGAGGCCCUGCAGCACCAGCACCACUACCUGGACCUGGCACGUUCCCUGUCCAACCACACUGAACAACAGAGGGCCUGGGCCACCAUUGGCCGCACUCACUUGGACAUCUAUGACCACCAGCAGACAGAGGACGCCUUGCUGCAGGCGCAGGCGGCCUUCGAGAAAAGCUUGGCUAUCGUGGAUGAGAAGCUUCAGGGGACACUGGCCAAGCGGGAGCUGAGUGAGAUGAGAACCCGACUCUACCUCAACCUGGGCCUCACCUUCGAGAGCCUGCGGCAGGCCGCCCUGUGCAGCGCCUACUUGAAGAAGAGCAUCUUUCUUGCUGAGCAGAACCACCUCUACGAGGACCUCUUUCGCGCCCGCUACAACCUGGGAGCCAUCCACUGGCGUCAGGGGCAGCACUCCGAUGCCAUGCGCUGCCUGGAGGGGGCCCGGGAGUGCGCACGCCUCCUGAAGCAGGGCUUCAUGGAGAGCGAGUGCUGCGUGCUCAUCUCGCAGGUCCUCCAAGACCUUGGGGAUUUUUUGGCUGCCAAGAGAGCCUUGAAGAAGGCCUAUAGGCUUGGCUCCCAGAAGCCUUUGCAGAAGGCAGUGGUCUGCCGGACCCUCAAGUAUGUGCUGGCGGUGGUCCAGCUGCAGCAGCAGCUGGAGGAGUGUGAGGGUCAUGACCCGCAAAGCGCCAUGAGCAUCUGUGAGCAGCUGGGGGACCUGUUCUCCAAGGCAGGCGACUUCCCCAAGGCCGCCGAGGCCUACCAGAAGCAGCUGCAGUUGGCAGAACUGCUGAGAAGGCCAGGGCCUGAGCUGGCUGUCAUCCACGUGUCCCUGGCUGCCACCAUGGCGGACAUGAAGGAUCCCCGCCAGGCUGUGCACCACUACCAGGAGGAGCUGAGGCUGCGUGACGGCAAUGCUCUGGAGGAGGCCAAGACCUGGUUGAACAUCGCGCUGUCCCGUGAGGAGGCUGGUGAUGCCUACGAGCUGCUGGCGCCAUGCUUCCAGAAGGCUCUCCGUUGUGCCCAGCAGGCUCAGCAGCCCCGGCUGCAGAGGCAAGUCCUGCGGCACCUCCACACGGUGCAGCUGAGGCUGCAGCCCCAGGCGGCCCCUGACACUGAGGCCAGGCUGCAGGGGCUGAGUGUGGCCGAGGACAAAGAGAAUGAGGGGGACGACGAGGACGAGGGGGACGACGAGGACGAGGGGGACGAAAACAUCCCGGAGGCCGUGGAGGUGGUGCUCUCAGAGAGCGAGAGUGAGGCUGACAGCCAGUCGCAGCAGCUGGAAGAGGACGAGGAACUGCGGGGCUGCCUGGGCCGGCGGUGGAACCGGCGCAACGACGUGGGGGAGACCCUCCUGCACCGAGCCUGCAUUGAGGGCCGGCUGGGCCGCGUCCAGGACCUCGUGAGGCAGGGCCACCCCCUGAACCCUCGGGACUACUGUGGUUGGACACCUCUGCAUGAGGCCUGCAACUAUGGGCAUCUGGACAUUGUCCGCUUCCUGCUGGACCACGGGGCUGCAGUGGACGACCCGGGAGGCCAGGGCUGUGAGGGCAUCACUCCCCUGCACGAUGCCCUCACCUGUGGCCACUUCGAGGUGGCCGAGCUGCUCAUUGAGCGGGGAGCCUCGGUCACCCUCCGAACGAGGCAGGGCCACAGCCCGCUGGAGACGCUGCAGCAGUGGGAGAGGCUGUACCGCAAGGAUCUGGACCUCGAGACGCGGGAGAAGGUGGCUGCCAUGGAGAGGCUGCUCCAGGCGGCCUCCUCCGGCCGAGCUCCCCACGGCUCUCUGGCUCCCCAGACCCUCCCAAGUAACAGUCCUUUUGAUCCUGAAACCUCUCCUCCGUCAAGCCGGGAACCCCCAGAAGCCUGUCAGGCCAGUGCCACGGUCUCACAGGGGCUGGCGGUGCCAGCUGUGGCCAGGCCUCGGAGGAGCAGGCACAAGCUGGCCAGCAGUAGCAGCUCGGAGGGCGAGGAUGGCACAGGCCCACCCCGGCCUGCCCAGAAGAGGCCCCGGCACUCUGCCCCAGCACAGUCGGCCAAGGCAUGGACGUCUGGCCCCGCUGAUGACAGAGAGACAGCCACAGCGGGUGCUGGCUGGGCUGCCCACCGGGCAGCUGUGCAGGGCGGUGGCAGUGCCCAGAGCUGCGGUCUGGGUCUCAGCCCCCCUCGGGGCCCUAGUGUGGCCCCUACCCUCCAGUCGGCCCUCGUCCCGGAGGAGUGCUUGGCUGGGGACUGGCUGGAGGACGACUUGCCACUGACCCACAGCCGCCGGGGCAGCCGCCCGCCUCACCCCCAGAGCAGUGAGGGCAGCAGCCGACUCAGGGCCUCAGGCUCAGGUGGCAGCUCAAGUCCUAGCAGGCCCCAGGCCCGGGCCAGGCAGAGCCGGCUGCCUCAUCUCAAGGGCUGGAGCACACCGGCCACGGCAGAAGGAGACCGCAGCUCAGCCACAGAGCCCCCACGGAGCCAGGAGGCCCCCGGGGCCACGGUGUCCGGUGGGGAGAACCCCGCAGCAGGCCAGGCCUCGGGUCAGGGCCUGCCUCCCAUCCGAGUUCGAGUUCGAGUUCAGGACAGUCUCUUCCUCGUCCCCGUCCCGCUCAGCCAGGAGGCCCACUCCGUGGCCUGGCUGGCUGAACAGGCUGCCCAGCGUUACUACCAGGCUUGCGGUCUGUUGCCCCGGCUGAGCCUGCAAAAAGAGGGGGCCCUGCUGGCACCACAGGACCCCAUCCCGGCUGUGCUGCAGAGCAACGAGGAGGUGUCGGCUGAGGUGACCUCCUGGGAUCUGCCCCCACUGACGGACCGCUACCGGAGGGCGUGCCAGAGCCUGGAGCAAGGGGAGCAUCAGCAGGUGCUACAGGUCAUGGAGCACCAGGGCUCCGGCCCUUCUUUCAGCGCCUGCUCCCUGGCCCUGCGCCAGGCCCAGCUCACCCCGCUGCUGCGGGCCCUGAAGCUGCACUCGGCUCUCCGGGAACUGCGCCUGGCAGGGAACCGGCUGGGGGACGGGUGUGUGGCUGAGCUGCUGGCUGCCCUGGACACUCUGCCCGGCCUGACCCUCCUUGACCUCUCCUCCAACCACCUGGGCCCUGAAGGCCUGCGCCAGCUUGCUGCAGGCCUCCCCGGGCAGGCUGCCUUGCAGAACUUGGAGGAGCUGGACUUAAGCAUGAACCCCCUGGGGGAUGGCUGUGGCCUGGCCCUGGCCUCCAUCCUGCAGGCCUGCCCCUUGCUCAGCGCCCUGCACCUCCAGGCCUGUGGCUUUGGCCCCAGCUUCUUCCUGAACCACCAAGCGGCCCUGGGCAGUGCCUUCCAAGAUGCCAAGUGCCUGCAGACCCUGUCCCUGUCCUACAACUUCCUGGGCGCCACCGCCCUGGCCCAGGCCCUGCGCAGCCUGCCCGCCCACACCCUCCUGCGCCUGGAGCUGAGCGCUGUGGCGGCCAGCAAGGGCAACCCAGGCCUCCUGGAGCCCGUGCUCAGAUACCUGACCGAGGAAGGCUGCACCCUGGAGCAUCUGAGCCUGUCGGCAAAUCACCUGGACGACCAGGCAGUGAGAGAACUGAGCAGGUGUCUCCCUCUGUGCCCCUCGCUGGUCUCACUGGAUCUGUCCGCCAACCCCAAGGUCAGCCGAGCCGGCCUGGAGGAGCUCCUGUCUGCCCUCCAGGAACGGCCCCAAGGCCUCAGCUUCCUGGGCCUGUCAGGCUGUGCUGUCCAGGGCCCCCUGGGCCUGGGCCUCUGGGACCAGGUGGCGGUGCAGCUGCAGGAGCUGCAGCUGUGCAGCAGACGCCUCUCCGCUGAGGACCGGGAUGCCGCGCACCAGCUGCUGCCCAGCCGGCUGGGACCCAAAGCAUGCACCCUGGACCAAGGCCCCAAGCUCUUCUUCAGGCGCCUCUGACAGGCCAGCGCCAUGCCCCACCCCACCCCCAGCUCCUAAUAAAGGAAUGCAGCUGCCUAGAA